AUGUACUCGUCAAACAAAACAGCCAUGCUCAGGCAAUUAGGAGGCUCAAUAAGGCCGAUCAAAACAGUAUCGCCAUCCAUAGCACAACUUCCAUUCUAUCAACACACAUCUAAACGUAAUGUCUCAUCAAAAGAGUUGACACCAAAGCAACUACCAACCGACUUCCCGUUAAUGUCAGAAAAGACAGCCUCAAGUCCAAUAGAUUAUGCAUUGACUUCAUUAGAUGCUAUAGCAAACUGGGCCAGGAAGUCGUCAUUUUGGCCAGUUACUUUCGGAUUAGCAUGUUGUGCAGUGGAGAUGAUGCAUGUCUCGGCACCAAGAUACGAUCAAGAUAGGUUGGGUAUUAUUUUCAGAGCCUCGCCACGUCAAUCAGAUAUCAUGAUUGUUGCUGGAACGUUGACCAACAAGAUGGCGCCAGCAUUGAGACAGGUUUACGACCAGAUGCCAGAUCCAAAGUGGGUUAUUUCUAUGGGUUCAUGUGCAAAUGGUGGUGGAUACUACCAUUACUCGUAUUCAGUUGUGAGAGGUUGUGAUAGAGUCAUUCCUGUUGAUAUAUACGUACCUGGAUGUCCACCAACUGCAGAGGCCUUGAUGUAUGGUGUUUUCCAAUUGCAAAAGAAGAUGAUGAAGACUAGAAUCACAAGAUUGUGGUACAGAAGCUGA
Messenger RNA from Lodderomyces theae, 663 nucleotides. It is a transcript of the gene FESUR1, whose product is annotated as Fesur1p. Gene Ontology annotation, biological process: electron transport coupled proton transport; aerobic respiration; mitochondrial respiratory chain complex I assembly. The coding region runs from base 1 to 663 and encodes 220 amino acids. The record is from RefSeq and is a predicted model, not a curated record. The transcript has a single exon. Gene Ontology annotation, molecular function: 4 iron, 4 sulfur cluster binding; quinone binding; NADH dehydrogenase (ubiquinone) activity. NCBI's taxonomy places the organism in Eukaryota, Fungi, Ascomycota, Pichiomycetes, Serinales, Debaryomycetaceae.